Molecule: messenger RNA, 150 nt
Organism: Parastagonospora nodorum SN15
Lineage: Eukaryota; Fungi; Ascomycota; Dothideomycetes; Pleosporales; Phaeosphaeriaceae
Exons: 2
Coding region: 1-150 (49 amino acids)
Source: RefSeq, a predicted model, not a curated record
AUGGCUACACUGUGGCAAGCGUGCAGGGGCACGUGUACCGCAAGCGAAUACCGGUACCAGGGCACCUUGGAAUGCUGUGCAUCAUGGUACUGCGCCGCACGCGGUUAUCGAUAUCGGACGGCUAAUCUGUACGACACUGAAUGGUUCUGA